This is a messenger RNA of Hipposideros armiger (great roundleaf bat), 2194 nucleotides long. RefSeq names its product deoxyuridine triphosphatase (gene DUT). The coding region runs from base 100 to 801 and encodes 233 amino acids. Gene Ontology annotation, molecular function: dUTP diphosphatase activity; magnesium ion binding. Gene Ontology annotation, biological process: dUTP catabolic process; dUMP biosynthetic process. The record is from RefSeq and is a predicted model, not a curated record. NCBI's taxonomy places the organism in Eukaryota, Metazoa, Chordata, Mammalia, Chiroptera, Hipposideridae. The transcript is spliced from 7 exons.
CUUCCUAGGUCACGUCCCUGGGACGCUCGUCUCUGGGGUGCAAGCCAGGCGCGCGCCAGCAGGAGCCGAUAACCAACAGGGGUCUAAAGCUCGGGGCUAAUGACUCCUCUCGGCUCUCGCCCUGCGAUCGGCUACGAUUUCCUUUCGACUUUGCUCCGCUCAGUGUGUACAGUCGCGCGCAGCGCAAGGCCAAACGCCGAGAUGGCGGGACUCUUCCGGCGAAGCCCGCCCCUCGACUCCACCCCGCCGGGAGCCGCGCCGCUGGGGACGCUCCCUCCGCGGGCCAGCGCUCGCAGCCUAGCCCGAGGAUGUCACGGCGCCAAGACCACCGUGAUCUCCCCCAGCAAGCGGGCACGACCUGUGGAGGAGGGCGGCAUACGGCUCCGCUUCGUCCGGCUCUCAGAGCACGCCACAGCCCCGACCAAGGGGUCUACGCGAGCCGCGGGCUACGACCUGUACAGUGCCUAUGAUUACACAUUACCACCUAUGGAGAAAAUCGUAGUGAAAACCGACAUUCAGAUGGCUCUUCCUUCUGGGUGCUAUGGAAGAGUAGCUCCACGUUCUGGCUUGGCUGCAAAAUAUUUCAUUGAUGUAGGAGCUGGUGUCAUAGAUGAAGAUUACAGAGGAAAUAUUGGUGUUGUACUGUUUAAUUUUGGCAAAGAAAAGUUUGAAGUCAAAAAGGGUGACCGAAUUGCACAGCUCAUUUGUGAACGGAUUUUUUAUCCUGAAAUAGAGGAAGUCCAAGUUUUAGAUGACACUAAAAGGGGUUCAGGAGGUUUUGGUUCCACUGGAAAGAAUUAAAAUUUAUGUCAAGAAUAGAAAAUGAGAGACCAUGCUUUUUUCCUUAAAAAUAAAUAAUUUUUGUUUAGUGUUGUUUUGCACUUCUGUAAACUUAGUAUCUUUAGCUUUUAAAAAAUAUCUGGUUCUCCUAUGAUCAAAGAAAGAGUACUUUGUUGGGAUCACAUAGAACUUUGCAUUUUGGUGUUUUUCUACAUUUGACUGUUGUAUAAAUCUGCAUGGUAACCUAAUACAGUUUUUUUGUGUUUUUUUUUAAUCAAAUAUACAUCAAUUAUAGAUCCCACCAAACUGUAUUUUUAAUUCACUAACUGCUACCCCUUCAACAACUUAUUUUUCAGUUGCUUUAUAAAUCAUAAGCAAAGCUUUUCAUUCAAUAAAUUUGAAUUCUUUCACAGAUAGAAAUUAUAUAAACUGAACUAAAAGAUAAUAAAAAGCAGUUAGUUAUAUCUUGUUUUUUUCAUUGGUCUAAAAAAUUUUUUUAAUCUUAAGAUUUCUUUGAGGGUAGGAAGAAAAGAAUCUUCAGUUUAUGUUUUCAUUUUUAGUUUUUCUUUUUUCUUUUUUUUAAAAUCAUCCUUUUGGUAGGCCCUAGGUUGAUUGGGCAGAGUUUGUUUUGUGAAAGGAAAUGUAACUUGGGAAUUUCCAGUUGGUUUGUUCCUCUGAAUUUCAUUCCAUCAAGUAAAUUGUAUGGGUUGUAGUUAUGUGAGUGUCCCUCACUGAAGUAGUAAUAAUAGGCUGUAUCCAAGAAAUAUGCAAUUGAAUCGGGAUAAAAUAGAUGUAAUGAUGUAUGCUUAGUUUAGGCCACUGGGUUUGUCCACCCUGUGUACUUUUGAGUAAAUAUGUUUAAGCAGCAUUUCACUGCAGAUAGGGGGCUGAUUCUGUGGAUGAGUUUGAUUAACAUCUAUAGCAACAUUCUAGGUGUGCUUUCCUUUACUGUACUUCUCAGACUCAUUUGCACCUGGGCUGUCUUUGGGUGUUACUUAGGCUUUGUCAAUCGAUGCACUAGUGUGAGACUGAUGAGGCAUCUUUUUUUGUGAGUGUGGGUCAUACAGACAGAGUGCUUCUAAAGUGGGCAUCUCUCUUGGCUGCCCAGUUCCUAGAAGCACAGGCUAGAGUUCGAUUCUUUCCCCCUUCCAGUGUUUCUCUAGGCCAUUUAAUACCCUGCGAUGUAGUAGUUUCAAUCUGUGGGUCACGAUUCGUUAGUCAUGAAAUCAACUCAGUGAGUCAUAAUUGGCAUUUAAAAAAAUUGAGUAGAAAAACAGCAGAGGACAACAUAUGUCAAAUGGGUAAAUAUUGUGAAGAUUACUUGGAUUACAUAUUUAUGUAUAUAUGUGUGAACUGAGUCGUGGUGUAAAUUAUUUCUGCAGUUCAAUAAAAAUUUGAAUACUUUUUUGCUAAA